Danaus plexippus (monarch butterfly) is the source of this 3113-nucleotide messenger RNA. RefSeq names its product LIM domain-containing protein jub (gene jub). Gene Ontology annotation, biological process: positive regulation of miRNA-mediated gene silencing; negative regulation of hippo signaling; cytoskeleton organization. The record is from RefSeq and is a predicted model, not a curated record. NCBI's taxonomy places the organism in Eukaryota, Metazoa, Arthropoda, Insecta, Lepidoptera, Nymphalidae. Gene Ontology annotation, cellular component: nucleus; adherens junction; transcription regulator complex. The transcript is spliced from 6 exons. Gene Ontology annotation, molecular function: transcription corepressor activity. The coding region runs from base 129 to 2288 and encodes 719 amino acids.
AAUUUUGUUUUUUGGUCUUUUUUUUCUUUAGAUGUUUUGAGGUUUACAUUAGAUCACAAUUAUGAAUCAUUUAUGUUUUUUAUGUAAUUUCCAAAACUUUUCGCUCGAUUAUUAAAUCUCCGUCAACUAUGGACUCUUCAAGAAGAAAUAAUUCUGAGGAGCAAAGGUGUAUACUGGGUUUGCAGGAUUUGAAAUUAUCUAACAAAGACGAAAAUGAUACUGAGCAAGCGCAAAGUACUUCAACAUCUUACAUUACUGGUCAAUCAAAGUCUCGACCCGUGGGUGCGAUAGAGAGCUUUACUUUAGAUAAUUCGGCAAAUCGUCAGGAUUAUAGUUUCUACGAACGGUCCAAUGUUAUCGCAGCUUCAAAAUUUGCAACCCCUAAGCGGGUAGAAACUAUCGCGUCGAUCAAUAAACGGGAUAUAAACACUGCUGCGCUUCCAGCUAGUCCUACAAGAUCUAUAGAUUCCGUAUCUCAGAGGUCAUUGAGCUACCAAAGUGAAGAUUUAUACGAGAUCCCAGGCAAUACGAGCGCUCAGUACCCUCAACCAGUGUAUGAAAAUAUAGAUUAUUAUACGGAACAACAGUUGUCCCAGCCGCCCUAUUUUCACCAACUGUAUCAGAGCCAGCCUCUUGCAGCCGAAGGGUAUUACGACACACGGUACAGUAAAGCGCAGCCUCAAGUGCCAGUAAAUAGUAAACCAAAGCCAUUGGUAUAUGAAAAUAUGCUUUGUCCUGAUAAAGAUAAAAAACUCGAUUAUAAAAUGCAAGGUAAUGUAGAACAACCCUACAUACAACAAGGCUCUGUUCCUGGCCCCCAGGUCCCAAAUACUAGCAUGAAUAGGAUGACAUCCCAAAGGAUUCUUAGGGAUAAGCCUAAAGUUGAAAAGGCUCCACCCCCACCACCAUAUAACAGUUCAAAUGAUAACUCCAGCAGCAGUGACUACACAAUUAUGAAGUCUGCACCUCCUAAGUAUAUGGAUGUCAGUGCUCUGAUAAAAAACAGUAACUCUGUAAGUUUUGACAAUAAAGCUGUGACAAUUCCUUCCACUGCUAUUUAUGCUUCAAUCGCUCCAAGUGCUCAAAGACCCAAGGCAAAUAUUGCUACAGAAGUGCAAGUGGCAGCGGCCGCAACUGCCCCAAAAUAUUUUCACUCAAAGCCACCUAUUGGUAAUGGUCUAGGAAAAGUUAAAGUGACAGCCAUCAAUGGAAGCUAUGGUACAACUCCAAAACUACUGCCUAACAGGAUGCAGAUUGUGGAAGACACUAAUGGUUCUGAUUAUGUUUGUAUGACUGGAGGUUCGCCAGCUACAACUACUGCCUCUGCUAAUAAGGACAAUGUCUCCUUAGCAUCAGAAUCAAUUUCAUCUAGAAACUUAGUAUCAGGGUUAACAUCCUUGUGUUCACCAGCUCCAUCCCCCGCACCAAGUCCUACCCCUAGUUCAGUAUCUCAAGUUUCUGGUGGAUCUCGAGGCUCUGGUGGCAGAGGGAAAAGCUUACUACCUUAUAGUAUUACCCCACCUCGUCCGCCAGGACCCAGUGAAGCUCAACGUAAAAUUGAAGAGCUGACACGGCAACUUGAAGAAGAAAUGGAAAGGCAAGAUGAGGAAGGGGAAUAUUUCGGUAUCUGCCACACUUGUGGGGCUGGUGUGACGGGCGCCGGCCAGGCUUGCCAGGCUAUGGGCAAUCUAUACCACACCAACUGUUUCAUAUGCUGUUCUUGUGGAAGAGCCUUACGUGGCAAGGCCUUUUACAAUGUACACGGCAAAGUGUACUGCGAAGAGGAUUAUCUGGUUAGCGAUACAAAUUACUCAGGAUUCCAGCAAACGGCUGAGAAAUGUGCAAUAUGUGGACAUUUAAUAAUGGAAAUGAUCCUUCAAGCGAUGGGCAAGUCCUACCACCCUGGAUGUUUCCGUUGUUGUAUCUGUAACGAGUGUUUGGAUGGAGUACCUUUCACCGUUGACGUUGACAACAAGAUUUACUGUGUGAACGAUUACCAUCGAAUGUUUGCACCUAAAUGUGCCAGCUGUGGAAAAGGGAUAACUCCAGUGGAAGGCACUGACGAAACAGUACGAGUGGUGUCUAUGGACCGUGACUUCCAUGUUGAUUGCUACAUGUGUUGUGUUUGUGGGAUGCAGCUCACAGACGAGCCGGACAAGAGAUGCUAUCCACUAGCUGGUCAAUUGAUGUGUCGAGCCUGUCACCUGUCCACCAUAGGAGCGUCAACAGGCCCGGGCAUGCCGCCAGCACCACAUCUCUCACCAGCCUCAUACCAAUACAUGGGAUAAACAUAACAUGGAAUCAGCCAAUAUUAGAUUGCAUUUCAUAUUACAACUGAUGUAAUCAAUAGUUCAAAUAACUUUUUAGACUAUAGCAAGUAGUCGAGGGACAUUGUGAUAGUAAAAAUGUGUCAGUAAGUGAAUUAUUGUGCAUAUAAAGAUUUGUAUUCAUUAAUUUUAUGUGUUAGGAAAAUCAUGUGCUCAUUUUGCUCAUCAGUGAUUUUAACAGCUAUGUAGGUUAUAGAUAGUAGGAUUUCCUAAUGAAUAAAUUUUUUAAAUUUGUUGAAUUUUUGGGAUUGUUACAAUAAAAUAUAUUAAGUAUGAAGUGAUAGUUACAUGUUAAAAUUUUAAGCCUUUCGCCUACAAACCUUGUGAUAUAUUUGGUUUUAUAUUGUUGUAAAUCAGUACGGGAAUUUAAAAAAAUAAACAUUAACGGUAUAAAACGGGCUCAAAUUGGGAUAAUUUUAAUAAAAGGUACAGUAUUAUACGGACAUGAACAAAAUACUAAUAAGCAUUACUACUGUCACAUAGUAAAUAACUUCCUUGCAUUUAUUACUUUUAUGUUAUUCAUACAGCGGCAGCACAUCUGGGUUGAUAACUGUAUUAUUUAAGUAAGCUUUAUUUGUAGUUAAGAAUUAAGAGUUUUAAUUAUAAACAUUCCGGUGUUGUGCUGUCCUAUGUGUAGGGUGUACUUAACAUACUGUUAGAUGAUAUCUGUACAUUUUGACUGUGGAAAUGUUUAUUCAUAAUAAUUAAUGAUAAGAAAACACUUGUUAAAAGUGACCUUGUAUUUAUAUAUUUUUUAACAAUAAAUAAUGACAAAAAUUGUAUAAA